Messenger RNA from Budorcas taxicolor (takin), 2002 nucleotides. RefSeq names its product ADP ribosylation factor related protein 1 (gene ARFRP1). The coding region runs from base 451 to 1056 and encodes 201 amino acids. Gene Ontology annotation, cellular component: Golgi apparatus. Gene Ontology annotation, molecular function: GTP binding; GTPase activity. The record is from RefSeq and is a predicted model, not a curated record. Gene Ontology annotation, biological process: intracellular protein transport; protein localization to organelle; Golgi to plasma membrane protein transport. The transcript is spliced from 7 exons. Lineage: Eukaryota; Metazoa; Chordata; Mammalia; Artiodactyla; Bovidae.
GGCCCAGGCUCGGCGACCGGUCCGCAGUCUGUCCGCGCCGCCCGCCCGCCUCACGACUGCUCUGGGCAGUCACCAGCCCUCAGACGCCCCGCCUCUGAGAGGCGUUCGCGGCGGGCCGCGAGCGAAGCGGGCGUUGGUUAAGGAGACCCGAGGGGAGCAAAGCCUGAAGGGAGCCCGGGCGGGGGAGCAGCGAGAAGCGGGGCGGGGCAGGCUGCCCUCAGCCUGCGAACAGAGCGCCCUGGCCGGGCCGGAGAGGGCGUGUGGGCACCUGGAGCGCCGGGGCGAUUCUGUAGCAGUUGCGGAGGCGAAGGCGGGCGGAGGGGAAGGGAGGGGAGGCAGAGCCAGGAGGGCCCUGGGCUCCAGCUGUGAGCGGCCGUGCGGCCAGCGGGACCCUCUGUUCACGGUGUGGGCCGUUCUCGUCCGUGACCGAUCUCGGGUGCCCAGGGCAGGAUGUACACGCUGCUGUCGGGCCUAUACAAGUACAUGUUCCAGAAGGACGAGUACUGCGUCCUGAUCCUGGGUCUGGACAACGCCGGGAAGACGACCUUCUUGGAGCAGUCAAAGACCCGAUUCAACAAGAACUACAAGGGGAUGAGUCUGUCCAAAAUCACUACCACCGUGGGCCUAAACAUCGGCACUGUGGACGUGGGAAAGGCCCGCCUGAUGUUCUGGGACUUGGGGGGGCAGGAGGAGCUGCAGUCUCUGUGGGACAAGUACUACGCAGAGUGUCAUGGCGUCAUCUAUGUCAUCGACUCCACAGACGAGGAGCGGCUGUCUGAGUCCAAACAGGCGUUUGAGAAGAUGGUCACAAGCGAGGCGCUGGACGGUGUCCCCAUCCUGGUGCUGGCCAAUAAGCAGGAUGUUGAGACUUGCCUCUCCAUCCCUGACAUCAAGACUGCGUUCAGCGACUGUGCCUCCAAGAUCGGCAGGCGGGACUGCCUGACCCAGGCCUGCUCGGCCCUCACAGGCAAGGGGGUGCGUGAGGGCAUCGAGUGGAUGGUGAAGUGCGUCGUGCGGAAUGUGCACCGGCCGCCACGGCAACGGGACAUCACGUAGGCACACCUGCCUUUGUGCCCACCUCUUGUCCUGAAGAGUUCCUGCCCGCUCCACACCACCAAUCCUGGGGGCUGGGUCGGCUUUGCCUUUUGGUUGUCCCAUUUGCUUUGUUUCUUCUCUAAGACAAAUUUUUCUGUGUCCAGAAAAGCGGAGGCUUCUGCUAGGGGUGCUGGGGCCUUAGGGAUGCCAGCUGACCGCCAGCAGAACUUAUGGCCAUAGCAGGCCUAGACCUGCCCGAGUCCCAGUCUGGGGCCCCCGCGGGCCACCUCUCCUUUCGGAGCUGCUGCCCCAGCAGGCCUGCCGGUUUGGCCCUGCAUGGGGCCUUGAUGGGGAGCUGCUUGGAAAUAGGUGUUUCAGAGCUGUGGGGCCCUCCAUAGUGCUCAAGGCUGCUCUGUGCGUUAUGCCCAUGGAGGCAGCUAUGACUGUCCUUGGCCUCUGUCCCCUCUGAUCUUGGACUCAGGUGGGGGGGUUGGUGUCACCUGAAGGAGACCUGGGCUUGUUGCUGUCCCUGUCGUGAGCAGCUUCAGGAGGAGGCAGGGAGACCUGCCUGGGAGGCUGUGAGCCCUACCCACUGAUCCAGCCACCUUGUUUUGAUCUCCAGGGAAAAUGGGAAAGCUAGGUGGUUGUGCUGGGAGUGGGCAUCUGUUCCCCCCCACCCCCAGCCUGCCUGCCACCCACCCAGAAUAACCUAGAGAUGAGCUUGGGGUGUGAGGAAGGCCAGCAGGGUCCCAAGGAGCCCAGGCUAGUAGUGUGCUGGGCCUGUGCUAGCUGGGGGUGAAGGCCGGGGUUGCUGUCAGGUCUGGGCCCUUUCCAGUCCUGUGUCCAGGAGCAGAGGCCCUCCAGGCAACGCUGGUCCUCAGGACCCUCCCACAUGGCCCUUGUGGAAGCCGGUGACACCCCAUGAGCCUAGCCAUGGGCAAAAUAAAGAGUCGGAGUGGCUCCCAUC